Molecule: messenger RNA, 1099 nt
Organism: Salvia hispanica
Lineage: Eukaryota; Viridiplantae; Streptophyta; Magnoliopsida; Lamiales; Lamiaceae
Source: RefSeq, a predicted model, not a curated record
GUUUUCUCAAUAUUCUCUCUUAUUUAUUCAUUUGUUAGUACAUAAUAUGAUGGCUCCGAUGCUCUUUUAUUUAUUCAUGUUCUUGGGCGCUACUACGACUGCUGUGUUAUCUCAAUUUCAAGGUCCAAUCGGAGUAUGCAACGGGCGAUACGGCAACAAUCUACCAUCGGAGCAAGAUGUCGUCGAGCUCUACAAAGGCAACGGAAUUAAAAAAAAUGAGAAUCUACGGCCCCAGCGACGCCACCCUCGCCGCCCUCCGCGACUCCGACAUCGAGCUCAUCCUCGACGUCCCCAACGACGAUCUCUCCUCCCUCCAAUCCGACGCCACACAAUGGAUCCAAACCAACGUCAUUCCCUACUUUCCCGCCACCAAAAUCCGCUACAUCGCCGUCGGCAACGAAAUCAACCCCUCCGAUCCCAAUUCCGCCCCUCUCCUUCUCCCCGCGAUGCAAUCCAUCUACGACGCCCUUUCCAAAUUCGGACUACAAACCCAAAUCAAGGUCUCCACCGCCACGUAUUCCGCCGUGCUCAAGGACACAUCUCCGCCCUCGGCAUCUUCCUUUGAAGACGCCUCGUUCAUGGCUCCAAUCGUCGAUUUUUUGGUGAAGACAGAAUCUGCACUACUCGUGAACAUGUAUCCCUACUUUGCUUUCGUGGGAGACAGGAAUAAAUAUGUCGAUUUCGCUCUGUUUAAGUCUGAGGGAGUUGAAUUUGUUGACGAUGGAUUGGAGUAUACGAAUUUGUUCGACGCAAUGGUUGACGGCGUUUACUACGCGCUGGAGAAGAUCGGAGGGGGCGGCGUGGAGGUGGUGGUUUCCGAGACGGGAUGGCCGUCCGGGGGCGGAGAUGGGGCGGUGGAGAGUGUUGAGAAGGCGGCGGAUUAUUACCGGAAUUUGAUCAGGCACGUGGGCGGGGGGACGCCGAAGAAGGGAGGGAAAGCGUUGGAGACUUACUUGUUUGCGAUGUUGGAUGAGAAUGAGAAGAAUGGGGCUGAAACUGAGAACCAUUUUGGCUUGUUUAGUCCUGUUGAUCAAACUCCAAAAUACCAGCUAGCAUGAUCAUUGUGAGGAUAUAUUUAUAACUUAAAUACUACAUGGAG